This is a messenger RNA of Sphaerodactylus townsendi, 1994 nucleotides long. RefSeq names its product mediator complex subunit 6 (gene MED6). Gene Ontology annotation, cellular component: core mediator complex; mediator complex. Lineage: Eukaryota; Metazoa; Chordata; Lepidosauria; Squamata; Sphaerodactylidae. Gene Ontology annotation, molecular function: transcription coactivator activity. The coding region runs from base 56 to 796 and encodes 246 amino acids. Gene Ontology annotation, biological process: regulation of transcription by RNA polymerase II. The record is from RefSeq and is a predicted model, not a curated record. The transcript is spliced from 8 exons.
ACCUUCUCGGUGUUCUAAUGAGGUCAUAGCUGUGCGACGUUUAGUCUUGAAAAUCAUGGCGGCGGUGGAUAUACGAGAUAAUCUUCUGGGAAUUUCCUGGGUUGAUAGCUCCUGGAUUCCGAUAUUAAACAGUGGAAGUGUAUUGGACUACUUCUCAGAACGUAGUAACCCAUUUUAUGAUAGAACGUGCAACAAUGAAAUGGUGAAAAUGCAACGGGUCACCUUGGACCACUUGAACCAAAUGGUUGGUAUAGAAUAUAUCCUUCUCCAUGCUCAAGAGCCUAUUUUGUUCAUCAUUCGUAAGCAGCAAAGACAGUCCCCAACUCAAGUUAUUCCAUUGGCUGAUUAUUACAUAAUUGCUGGAGUGAUUUAUCAGGCACCUGACUUGGGGUCAGUUGUAAACUCUAGAGUGCUCACUGCAGUACAUGGAAUCCAGUCAGCUUUUGAGGAAGCCUUGUCCUACUGCCGCUAUCACCCAUCCAAAGGCUAUUGGUGGCAUUUCAAAGAUCAAGAAGAGCGAGAUAAAGCCAAACCCAAAGCCAAGAAGAAGGAAGAACCAAGCUCUAUUUUCCAGAAGCAACGUGUGGAUGCAUUACUUCUUGAUCUAAGACAAAAGUUCCCUCCUAAAUUUGUGCAGCAAAAGCCUGGAGAAAAACCCAUCCCAGUGGACCAGAUCAAAAAAGAGCCUGAGCCAGCCCCUGAAGCUGUCAAGCAAGAGGAGAAAGAGGCUGCCAAGAUCACUCAGCAGAGCACAAGCACCAAAGGCCCGCCGGAGAAAAGGAUGAGAUUGCAAUGAGCCGGGGAGGUCCCAUGACGUUCCAGUGUACAAGGAAGAAAUGAGCAAUUUUUUCCCCAUCACUGCAGUCUAAACACUGCCUUGAGGACUGUGACAUUUAAAGCUUAAACAUACGAAGUUUUCUCCUUUGAAUGAAACUGUUGACCAGGAAUUAAAUAUUCAGAAAACUGUUUGCAGCAGACAAGUUUUCUAAGUUUCCCUUUAUUUAUCUUUUCCAUCUUCAAAUCCAUUGUUUUUAAGCCAUAGGUAGAUGGCUUUUCUAUGACUAAAUGUUUCUUUUUUCCCUGUAAACAAUAUCUCUUGGCAUAUGAUGCUUUGGGGAAGAAUGCGUCUUCUGAAUCUGAUUACUAGAUGUGAUUGCCUGUUGUGCUUAUGUGGAGCAUGGUGCAAACUGUUUUGCUACUGAAGAAUGAAGAUGUCAGUUAUAGAUAAGAGAGUUUUCAUAAUUGCUUUGUAUAAUCCAUAUAACCGGAUUUCAAAUUCAAGGUAACAUUUCAUGCUCUGAUUGAUCUUUCUCUAGAAAUCAGCAUAUACACUUUCUUUGUUAGAGAAAGAUCAAUGAGAAUAUGAAAUUUAAUCUUUUAAUAAUACAGGAUUAUGAGUCCAUGAUCUCAAAUAAAAAUGCUUUGUAUUCAUUUUUAAUAGUGAUACAGAGGGAUGAAUGAAACAACCUAAAUAUAUUUUUCUGAACUUUAAAUUUUGUUUUCUUCCUGAUUAUGCCCCCAAAUUAUACUUUUUAAAAGAGGGAAAGUUAGGAAGGGGUGUUAUUCCUCUCUUUGUGUCCAUUUAAUGGGAUAGUAUUUAUAUUGGUCAGUAACCAGUGGUUGAACUCAGUUGGGAUGCAGAAGUGUUCUGGGGACUAUCAGCAGAAUAUUAUUUUUCACAUAUGGAAUAGAUUGUGUCCAGAGCAUAAUUUAAAUUGUACUGCAGUCAGCAGCCAAUAACUAUUUAGGUGUGGUGCCUGGUGAUAAAAAGUAAACCACAUGCCAUCAUUUUAUAAAUGUUGUGCUGUUUGGAACUCUUUCUGUUUUUUCCCCUUCUGAAAUGCUUUAUAACCGAGGAAUCAAUAUGUCCUAUCACAGCUUUAGUGGCAGCUGCCUGCCUUGAAGAUAUUCACUCUGUAUAGUAUCCCCAAUGUGUAAAUGGUGUCUUGUUUAACUAAUAAAGAGCAAGAAUAAAUUAUUUUUGUGAAAAUUUA